CGCGGCUUUUCCUGUGCCGCCUGCCCGGCUCGACCUGCGCGGCCUGCGGCUUCCUGGGAACUCGAGGGCCGCGGCCGGGCCUGGCUCUGCCCGCGGCCUGCUUGGAGCUGGACCGGAGCGGUUUGGGAGGACCAGCUAGGCAAAGAGGCUUUUAAAAAAACAUGGCAGAUGUGGAUCCGGAUACAUUGCUGGAAUGGCUACAGAUGGGACAAGGAGAUGAAAGGGACAUGCAACUAAUAGCUCUUGAACAGCUAUGCAUGCUGCUUUUGAUGUCAGACAACGUGGAUCGUUGUUUUGAAACAUGUCCUCCUCGCACUUUCUUACCAGCCCUCUGCAAAAUUUUUCUUGAUGAAAGUGCUCCAGACAAUGUGUUAGAAGUGACAGCCCGUGCCAUAACGUACUAUCUGGAUGUAUCUGCAGAAUGCACCCGAAGGAUUGUUGGGGUAGAUGGAGCUAUAAAAGCACUUUGUAAUCGUUUGGUUGUAGUUGAACUUAACAACAGGACUAGCAGAGACUUAGCUGAACAGUGUGUGAAGGUGCUGGAACUGAUAUGCACUCGUGAGUCAGGAGCAGUCUUUGAGGCUGGAGGUUUGAAUUGUGUGCUUACCUUUAUUCGUGACAGUGGACACCUGGUUCAUAAAGACACUUUGCACUCUGCCAUGGCUGUGGUAUCAAGACUCUGUGGCAAAAUGGAACCUCAAGAUUCUUCAUUAGAAAUUUGUGUAGAAUCUCUGUCUAGCUUAUUAAAACAUGAAGAUCAUCAGGUUUCAGAUGGAGCCUUACGAUGUUUUGCAUCACUAGCUGACCGAUUUACCCGUCGGGGUGUUGACCCAGCUCCAUUAGCCAAGCAUGGAUUAACUGAGGAACUGUUAUCGAGAAUGGCUGCUGCCGGUGGUACUGUAUCGGGACCAUCAUCAGCAUGUAAACCAGGUCGCAGCACCACUGGUGCCCCUUCCACAACUGCAGAUUCCAAAUUGAGUAAUCAGGUGUCAACAAUUGUAAGUCUGCUCUCCACACUUUGCAGAGGCUCUCCAGUAGUAACACAUGAUCUCCUGAGAUCAGAGCUUCCAGAUUCAAUUGAAAGUGCAUUACAGGGUGAUGAAAGAUGUGUACUUGAUACCAUGCGUUUGGUUGACCUUCUCUUGGUGCUGUUAUUUGAAGGAAGAAAGGCCUUGCCUAAAUCUAGUGCUGGGUCUACAGGCAGAAUUCCAGGACUCCGUAGAUUGGAUAGUUCUGGGGAGCGCUCACAUCGGCAGCUUAUAGACUGUAUUCGAAGUAAAGAUACGGAUGCACUUAUAGAUGCAAUUGACACAGGAGCCUUUGAAGUAAAUUUUAUGGAUGAUGUGGGUCAGACUCUAUUGAAUUGGGCCUCUGCUUUUGGAACUCAGGAAAUGGUAGAAUUUCUUUGUGAGAGAGGUGCUGAUGUUAAUAGGGGUCAAAGGUCAUCAUCCUUACAUUAUGCUGCAUGUUUUGGAAGACCUCAAGUAGCAAAGACUCUGUUACGGCAUGGUGCAAAUCCAGAUCUGAGAGAUGAAGAUGGGAAAACUCCAUUAGAUAAAGCUCGAGAAAGGGGCCAUAGUGAAGUAGUAGCUAUUCUUCAGUCUCCAGGUGAUUGGAUGUGUCCAGUUAAUAAAGGAGAUGAGAAGAAAAAGAAAGAUACUAACAAAGAUGAAGAAGAAUGUAAUGAGCCCAAAGGAGAUCCAGAAAUGGCACCAAUAUACUUGAAAAGAUUAUUGCCGGUGUUUGCACAAACAUUUCAGCAAACUAUGCUGCCUUCAAUAAGGAAAGCAAGUCUUGCUCUGAUUCGAAAAAUGAUUCAUUUUUGCUCUGAAGCACUGUUAAAAGAAGUUUGUGAUUCUGAUGUUGGUCACAAUUUGCCUACGAUAUUAGUGGAAAUCACUGCAACUGUUCUUGAUCAAGAGGAUGAUGAUGAUGGUCACUUGCUGGCUUUGCAGAUCAUAAGAGAUCUAGUAGAUAAAGGUGGUGAUAUUUUUUUGGAUCAGCUAGCCAGACUUGGUGUAAUUAGCAAAGUGUCAACUUUGGCAGGUCCUUCCUCUGAUGACGAGAAUGAAGAGGAAUCAAAACCAGAAAAAGAAGAUGAACCACAAGAAGAUGCUAAAGAAUUACAGCAAGGUAAACCAUAUCAUUGGAGAGACUGGUCAAUCAUUAGGGGAAGGGACUGCUUAUAUAUUUGGAGUGAUGCAGCAGCCUUGGAAUUGUCUAAUGGCAGUAAUGGAUGGUUCAGAUUUAUCUUGGAUGGAAAACUUGCUACCAUGUAUUCAAGUGGUAGUCCUGAAGGUGGAUCGGAUAGUUCAGAAAGCAGAAGUGAAUUCUUAGAGAAGUUACAAAGAGCCCGAGGCCAAGUAAAGCCAUCUACUUCAAGUCAACCUAUACUCUCAGCACCAGGACCCACUAAACUUACUGUAGGGAAUUGGUCAUUAACAUGCUUGAAAGAAGGAGAAAUUGCUAUUCAUAACUCAGAUGGUCAGCAAGCUACAAUAUUGAAAGAAGAUUUACCUGGUUUUGUAUUUGAAUCUAAUAGAGGAACCAAGCAUUCAUUUACUGCAGAAACUUCUUUGGGUUCAGAAUUUGUGACUGGCUGGACUGGCAAAAGAGGCAGAAAACUGAAAUCCAAGUUAGAAAAAACAAAGCAAAAGGUACGAACUAUGGCUCGAGAUUUAUAUGACGACCACUUUAAAGCUGUUGAAAGCAUGCCUCGUGGAGUAGUGGUAACACUCAGAAACAUAGCAACUCAAUUAGAAUCAUCUUGGGAGCUUCAUACGAAUAGACAAUGUAUUGAAGGUGAGAACACUUGGCGAGAUUUAAUGAAGACAGCUUUAGAAAACCUAAUUGUACUCUUGAAGGAUGAAAACACAAUUUCACCAUAUGAAAUGUGUAGCAGUGGUUUAGUACAAGCACUUCUUACUGUUUUAAACAAUAGCAUGGAUUUGGAUAUGAAACAAGAUUGUAGUCAACUGGUAGAAAGAAUAAAUGUUUUCAAAACAGCCUUUAGUGAAAAUGAAGAUGACGAGAGUCGACCAGCAGUUGCAUUAAUUCGAAAGUUAAUAGCUGUAUUAGAAUCAAUUGAACGUCUACCUCUCCAUUUGUAUGACACACCAGGAUCCACAUAUAACCUCCAGAUACUUACAAGAAGAUUACGAUUUCGGUUGGAACGUGCACCUGGUGAAACUUCAUUGAUAGAUCGGACUGGCAGAAUGUUGAAGAUGGAACCCUUAGCUACAGUUGAAUCUCUAGAACAAUAUCUCCUAAAAAUGGUAGCAAAGCAGUGGUAUGAUUUUGACCGAUCUUCAUUUGUUUUUGUUCGAAAAUUAAGAGAAGGGCAAAAUUUUAUAUUUCGGCACCAGCAUGAUUUUGAUGAGAAUGGAAUCAUUUACUGGAUUGGGACAAAUGCAAAAACUGCAUAUGAAUGGGUAAAUCCAGCUGCUUAUGGACUUGUAGUAGUAACAUCUUCAGAAGGAAGAAAUCUACCGUAUGGUCGCUUGGAAGACAUAUUAAGUCGUGAUAAUUCAGCUUUAAAUUGUCAUAGUAAUGAUGAUAAGAAUGCCUGGUUUGCCAUAGAUCUGGGUCUCUGGGUAAUACCAUCAGCAUAUACUCUUCGUCAUGCUCGUGGUUAUGGAAGAUCUGCCCUGAGAAAUUGGGUUUUCCAGGUAUCCAAAGAUGGACAGAACUGGACUUCUUUGUAUACCCAUGUUGAUGACUGCAGUCUCAAUGAACCAGGGUCAACUGCCACUUGGCCUCUUGAUCCACCAAAGGAUGAAAAGCAAGGGUGGAGACAUGUGAGAAUCAAACAAAUGGGCAAGAAUGCUAGUGGACAAACGCACUACCUCUCACUAUCGGGAUUUGAAGUUUAUGGCACUGUAAAUGGAGUAUGUGAAGAUCAGUUAGGGAAAGCAGCUAAAGAAGCAGAAGCUAAUCUUAGAAGACAGAGACGUCUAGUACGCUCCCAAGUUCUGAAAUAUAUGGUUCCAGGAGCUCGUGUUAUCAGAGGCCUUGAUUGGAAAUGGCGUGAUCAGGAUGGCAGUCCACAGGGAGAAGGCACUGUCACAGGAGAACUACAUAAUGGCUGGAUUGAUGUCACCUGGGAUGCUGGUGGCUCAAACUCUUACCGUAUGGGCGCAGAAGGAAAAUUUGACCUCAAGCUUGCACCAGGGUACGACCCUGAUACAGUGGCAUCACCCAAACCUGUUUCAUCCACUGUUUCAGGCACAACGCAAUCAUGGAGCAGCUUGGUGAAAAACAACUGUCCAGACAAGACAUCUGCUGCUGCAGGCUCCUCAAGUAGAAAAGGAAGCAGCAGUUCUGUGUGUAGCGUGGCCAGUAGCAGCGACAUCAGCUUGGGUUCGACCAAAACGGAACGGAGAUCAGAAAUUGUAAUGGAACACAGUAUAGUUUCAGGAGCUGAUGUACAUGAACCAAUUGUUGUUCUUUCAUCUGCUGAAAACGUCCCUCAAACAGAAGUAGGGUCAUCUUCCAGUGCAAGCACGAGCACCUUAACAGCGGAAACGGGAAGUGAAAAUGCUGAAAGGAAGUUAGGCCCUGAUAGUUCUGUUCGUACUCCUGGGGAGUCUAGUGCAAUAUCCAUGGGAAUUGUUAGUGUUAGCUCUCCUGAUGUUAGUUCUGUAUCUGAAUUAACUAAUAAAGAAGCAGCUUCACAGCGACCCCUUAGCUCUUCAGCAAGUAACAGACUGUCAGUGAGUUCUUUGUUGGCUGCUGGGGCCCCUAUGAGCUCUAGUGCAAGUGUACCUAAUCUGUCCUCAAGAGAAACAUCUAGCUUGGAAAGUUUUGUAAGGAGAGUGGCAAACAUAGCACGGACUAAUGCCACGAACAACAUGAACCUAAGCCGAAGCAGCAGUGAUAACAACACUAAUACUUUGGGGAGGAAUGUGAUGAGCACAGCAACUUCUCCUCUUAUGGGUGCUCAGAGUUUUCCCAAUUUGACCACACCUGGUACUACAUCCACAGUGACUAUGUCAACAUCCAGUGUUACUAGCAGCAGCAAUGUAGCUACAGCGACAACAGUUUUAUCAGUUGGUCAGUCGUUAAGUAAUACUUUAACCACCAGCCUCACAUCAACUUCCAGUGAGAGUGAUACAGGUCAGGAAGCAGAAUAUUCCUUAUAUGUGCUAGGAACCCAGGCCUCACACAUGCUAGAUUUUCUUGAUAGCUGCCGUGCCAGUACUUUGUUAGCUGAGCUAGAUGAUGAUGAGGAUUUGCCUGAGCCUGAUGAGGAAGAUGAUGAGAAUGAAGAUGACAAUCAAGAGGAUCAAGAAUACGAGGAGGUUAUGAUUCUAAGACGUCCAUCCCUGCAACGUAGAGCUGGUUCCCGCUCUGAUGUAACACAUCAUGCCGUUACCUCGCAGCUACCACAGGUCCCUGCUGGAGCAGGGAGCCGACCUAUUGGGGAGCAGGAAGAAGAAGAGUAUGAGACUAAAGGAGGACGCCGGAGAACAUGGGAUGAUGAUUAUGUGCUAAAGCGGCAGUUUUCUGCUUUAGUUCCUGCUUUUGAUCCUAGACCAGGUCGUACGAACGUCCAGCAGACAACUGACCUAGAAAUUCCACCCCCAGGAACACCUCAUUCAGAGCUCUUGGAAGAAGUUGAAUGUACUCCAUCACCUCGAUUAGCCCUCACUUUGAAAGUAACAGGUCUUGGAACAACUCGUGAAGUUGAAUUACCACUCACCAAUUUCAGAUCAACCAUAUUUUACUAUGUACAAAAAUUACUUCAGUUGUCCUGUAAUGGCAAUGUGAAAUCAGAUAAACUUAGGCGUAUUUGGGAGCCAACAUACACAAUUAUGUACAGAGAAAUGAAGGAUUCCGACAAAGAAAAGGAAAAUGGGAAAAUGGGUUGCUGGACUAUAGAGCAUGUGGAACAGUACCUUGGCACUGAUGAGUUACCAAAGAAUGAUUUGAUAACCUACCUGCAGAAGAAUGCAGAUGCUGCUUUCCUGCGCCACUGGAAAUUAACUGGCACUAAUAAAAGUAUUAGAAAAAACAGGAAUUGUUCUCAGCUCAUAGCUGCAUAUAAGGAUUUUUGUGAGCAUGGAACAAAGUCUGGAUUAAACCAGGGGGCCAUUUCCACUCUUCAAAGCAGUGAUAUUCUUAAUUUGACAAAAGAACAACCUCAGGCCAAAGCAGGCAAUGGACAGAACUCUUGUGGAGUAGAAGAUGUCCUUCAACUUUUACGUAUUCUGUAUAUUGUUGCAAGUGAUCCUUACUCAAGAAUAUCCCAAGAAGAUGGUGAUGAACAGCCUCAGUUUACUUUUCCACCAGAUGAAUUUACUAGUAAAAAAAUCACAACAAAAAUUUUGCAGCAGAUUGAGGAGCCACUGGCAUUGGCAAGUGGGGCUCUGCCAGACUGGUGUGAACAAUUAACCAGCAAGUGUCCUUUUCUAAUACCAUUUGAAACUAGACAACUUUAUUUCACAUGUACAGCAUUUGGUGCCUCAAGAGCAAUAGUGUGGUUACAAAACCGGCGUGAAGCCACUGUGGAACGAACAAGGACCACAAGCAGCGUAAGGAGAGAUGAUCCUGGGGAGUUUAGAGUUGGUCGUCUCAAGCAUGAAAGAGUAAAAGUUCCACGUGGUGAAUCACUAAUGGAAUGGGCUGAGAAUGUCAUGCAAAUACAUGCAGAUCGGAAAUCCGUUCUUGAGGUUGAAUUUUUAGGAGAAGAAGGAACUGGUUUGGGACCCACAUUAGAAUUUUAUGCUCUGGUGGCAGCAGAAUUUCAGAGGACUGACCUGGGAGCGUGGCUUUGUGAUGAUAACUUUCCAGAUGAUGAGUCUCGUCAUGUUGAUCUUGGAGGUGGAUUGAAACCUCCUGGAUACUAUGUGCAGAGAUCAUGUGGACUGUUCACAGCACCGUUUCCACAAGAUAGUGACGAACUUGAAAGGAUCACAAAACUCUUUCAUUUCCUUGGAAUUUUCUUAGCCAAAUGCAUUCAAGACAAUAGACUUGUGGACUUACCUAUUUCUAAACCUUUCUUUAAACUUAUGUGUAUGGGUGACAUUAAAAGCAAUAUGAGUAAACUGAUUUAUGAGUCACGAGGUGAUAGAGACUUACACUGUACUGAAAGUCAGUCUGAAGCAUCCACAGAAGAAGGUCAUGAUUCCCUCUCAGUAGGAAGCUUUGAAGAGGAUUCAAAAUCAGAAUUUAUUCUUGAUCCCCCUAAGCCCAAACCUCCAGCUUGGUUUAAUGGAAUUUUGACUUGGGAAGACUUUGAACUAGUAAAUCCACACAGAGCCAGAUUUUUAAAAGAAAUUAAAGACCUUGCUAUCAAGAGACGCCAGAUUUUAAGCAACAAAGGUCUGUCUGAAGAUGAGAAGAACACAAAAUUACAGGAACUAGUGCUGAAGAAUCCAGCAGGUUCUGGGCCUCCACUUAGCAUAGAGGAUUUAGGUUUAAAUUUCCAGUUUUGCCCUUCUUCAAGAAUAUAUGGUUUUACAGCUGUGGAUCUCAAGCCAAGUGGUGAAGAUGAGAUGAUAACAAUGGAUAAUGCAGAAGAAUAUGUGGAUUUGAUGUUUGACUUUUGUAUGCAUACAGGUAUUCAGAAACAGAUGGAAGCCUUUAGAGAUGGAUUUAACAAAGUUUUUCCAAUGGAGAAAUUAAGUUCCUUCAGCCAUGAAGAAGUCCAGAUGAUUCUUUGUGGAAAUCAGUCACCAUCCUGGGCAGCGGAGGAUAUUAUCAAUUACACUGAACCUAAGCUGGGCUAUACACGUGACAGCCCUGGUUUCCUGAGGUUUGUGAGGGUUUUAUGUGGCAUGUCUUCAGAUGAGAGGAAAGCAUUCCUGCAGUUUACUACUGGUUGUUCAACUUUGCCCCCAGGUGGACUGGCAAAUCUGCAUCCCAGGCUCACAGUUGUGCGCAAGGUUGAUGCUACUGAUGCAAGCUAUCCAUCAGUCAAUACAUGUGUGCAUUAUCUUAAGUUGCCUGAAUAUUCUUCAGAGGAGAUCAUGAGAGAACGCUUGCUAGCUGCUACAAUGGAGAAAGGCUUUCAUCUCAAUUGAGUUUGAAGUGCAAUGGGAGACAUCAGAGACUUUAAAAAUACUAGUGAAGCCUCUUGUGUUUGUGUGCAGAGAAGUGUAUGAUCCUCCACGCUAAUGACAUUUGCCUUUGUUUCCACCAUUAAGGCUUUAAGAACAUGUGGAAUAAGUUUGUUAGCUGCUAAUGAUAAAACCAAUCCUUUAACAACUCAGCCAGCAAGUAUAUAGCACAGAACACUGUGUUGCUUUACAAGGGCUUCUGUGACUGGAGUAAGGUGGUCCUACUUGACUGUUCCAAAGAGCAGCUUCUCAGAUCUUCAGUGUUCACUGGUAAAUUUCUAACGGUGUAUUUGUGUAAAGUUUGUCAUUUCAUACCCCACACACUACAGUUGCCAUCACUGAUCUGUUUUGCUGGCUUUUAAGCUACUUUUGGUCAAAAAUCCUGCUUCCUUAAAACACAGAGUUAAUGAGCAUCUCAAGCUUUUUCUUUUCCUUUUUAAUGAUGCCUGCACUAUCAGAGUAUUCUAGUGUUCUCUCUUUUUGUUUGGCAUAUAAUCAUGCACAACCUUUUUAUUUCUUUGAGGUGGGAGUAUAUUUUUAUUUCCUAAAUGCCAUACUAUAAAGAUCAAAUUCUUAAAUGAGUAUGUGCAGCUCAAAAAUAAAAAUAUAUUAAGGGGGGAAAACACUGGUCUUAGGUGCAAGGCACACUUAAAGCAAGUUUUAUGUUUGGUUGUAUUUUCUUUGUAUAUUAUAAACAUUUAUUUAACAUGUUGCAGUUUGAAGUAAAAAAUUUCCAAAAUGUAUGCUCAACAAUAAUCAUUAAAAUGUUUGCAGCGUACAAAACUGUGUCAUGACUAUUUCACUUCAGUCAUCAGACCUAAGAACUUAACUAGAUACUGUCAUUUUGAAUCAUUCAAAUUCAGUUUUCUGAAAUUACUACAUGAAAAAAAAAUUACUUUUCUAUAAUAAAUAUACUUACUGAACUUGAAAGAUUGGAAGAAAUUUUCACAUAUUUGUGACCUUACCGUUUUGUUGUCUUAAGGUAUUCUUCAACUAGAAAUGGCCAGUUAUUUGUGUUACCUUUUUAAAUUAGCAGAUCUGCUAUUCACCUGUGGAAGUCUAAAAUCAAUGAUUUUUAAAUGUUGUGUCAGUACAAAAAGAAAUAACCAGUAUAUUGCUAUUUCUUGGUUUUAGAGAAGGGGCUAUAUUUCCAUUUUCUACACUCCUAUUAUUAUCUGUGCAUAUUGGUGAAAGAAAUGUCACUAGGCCUGAUUCUUCCAAAGAGCCUUUGUUUUAAGGCACUAAAUGCAUGUUUGAAAUAACCCAAUAUUUACUUUUUAAAAGGUACAUUACCUUUCUACAUUAGAAGACAUAGUUCCUUCUAUAGUUAAUGAUUUUGGUAGUCAUCUUUCAGUAUCCUCGGAGGAUUGGUUACAGAACAUCUCAUGGAUAUCACAAUCUGAGCAUGCUCAAAUAUAUUACAUAAAGUGAUGUAGUCCUUGCAUAUCACAUGCACUUCCUCUUGUAUAUUUUAAAUCAUCUGUAGAUUACUUAUAAUAACCUAAUACAGUGUAAAUGCUAUAUAAACAUUUGUUAUUGAUAAGAAAAACAAUCUACAUGUUCUGUAGAUUAUAGGCAUAUUUUUUAUCCCCCUAAUAAUGUCACUCACUGUUGGUUGAAUCCACAGAUAUGAAACCAAUGGAUUUGAAGGGCCAACCAUAUUGUUUUUAUUUGCUGCAUGAGAAUAUUGUGAUUGUAUAAUCAGAGGCAACAUUUAAAAUAUUUCAUCUCAAUGUCAGCUUCACAGAUCCCUGUGAGUCUAAAAGUUAAAAGUAUAAUAGCAAUACUUAAAUGUAUAACCUGUUUCAGUCCAAAAAGUAGUGGUGGUAGUUUAUUCAAUAAAUUCUUGAAUACAUGACUAAACCUUUAUACUAGGGUUAGAAUUGACAUCCAGCUUAUGUGUGUAGUAUUGCCGUUAUUUAAGUAUCUAAAAUAUCUGUUAAUUGUCAACUUUUACUAAUAUUGGCCUGGCAAAGGGGUUGGUAAACUAUGCCUGCCACCCAUUUUUAUAUGGCCUGAGAACCAUGUAACCAUGAGGGGGUUUUUUAAAUUUUUUAAUUGGUUGAAGAAAACUAAUGAGUAUUUUAUGAUAUGAAAAUUAUAUGAAACUUAAAUUUCAGCAUAGGUUUUAUUAGAGCACAUAUUCAUUCAUUUAUAUUCUACUUAUGCUUGCUUUUGUACAUAACAUUAGAGUGGUGUAGUUAGCACAGACCAUAUGGCUCACAAAGCCUAAAAUGUUUACUGUGUGUCCUUUUACAAGUUUGCUGAGCCCUAGUCUAGCAAGUUGCUACUGUAGGUAAAUUGAUGAGUCUUAUAAAAUCAGAACUGUUUACUAAAUAUUUUAUGUGUGAAAAAUGAAAGUAUCUUACUGAAGUGAGAUGAUUUCACAGCCUAUAGGUAAAAUAGUCACAUUACAGUUUAUUUUCAAUGAGUCAAGUAUUGUGAGGAUCAUCUACUAGGGUCUCCACAUACACCAUGUUAUUAAAUAUUUUUUCCUGUGAUAUCUACCUAAUAUUUUUUAAGCUUAUUAUUCUCUUAAGGUGCUAAAAUCUGUGCCAAGAUGUAAUUCCACUACUAUUUUGGUGUGACCCAAAAAUUAAUUUUGUUCACUCCCUAGCUGCUUCUGGUGUACCAGUUUCGCACUUAUCUGAAUGUGCUGCUGAUUAAAUGCUUACCAACUAGGACAGUGUUUCCCAACUAAUGUCUCAGAAAGACCUCCAAAGCACUUACAUUGAUGUAGACGGGCUUUCCUCAGACAGUGGCAACUUAAUACAAAGCUGUAUCUUUACACACCUACAGCUAGCUUAUUGUUCCCACACUCCAUAAGCUUUCCCUCUGCCUUCUUGAUGAGUCCACAGCAACUCAGGUUUGCCUUGGGAAUCCACUGUGGCUAGUUUUCUGGGUCUUUGUAGAUGAAAACUGAAAUAUGUACAUAGACUUUUGGAAAAGCCUCCUCAUUCCCUCCUCAGACAUACACAAAAGAGAAUAGCAGUGUUGCAUAGUUAGUCCCUAGAAUGUUCAUUUAUGUCCUAUUCUGGAGAACUGAGUGUUGUAGUUGAAAGAACUCUUAAAACAUUACAUAGGAAGAUAUUUUAAUGUCUGUCUCUCUAUCCUCCUCCAUUGCACCUGUACUCCCACUCCUAAGUGUAUAUAUAAAUACUUUUAACAACGACAGUUCAGUAUUUUUCACUGUUGCCUCAGUGGUGAAAGCACAUCAAAAGGUUUUUGGAGAUAUAGGACGUUGUUCUAUAGGACUUCAUAUUUUGCUUCUGAGAUAUCCUAGGAGGAGCUAAAGGAAUAAGAAGUCAUUUUAUUCCAAACUGAGCAGAGCUAUUCUCUUGCAUUUUAUUUUUAAACUUUGAACUAAAACAAAUUUCAUUAACAAGCUUAUUUGUAAGAAAAACCCUUUAAAAUGUGGUAUAAAUGAUAUUUGUAAGGGUUCUCUUCUAAUGUUUUAUUUGAUAGUAACAUUACAGAGUUAAUCAUAUGAUGGCAUUGUAAUUGCUAACUGCCCUAGAAAUGGAAUCAAAGGCUUUUACGAACUGGAAAAUAAAAUUUAAUUCUAUAAUCUU
Molecule: messenger RNA, 11632 nt
Organism: Marmota monax (woodchuck)
Lineage: Eukaryota; Metazoa; Chordata; Mammalia; Rodentia; Sciuridae
Gene: Hectd1
Product: HECT domain E3 ubiquitin protein ligase 1
Exons: 44
Coding region: 162-8024 (2620 amino acids)
Biological process (GO): anatomical structure development; proteasome-mediated ubiquitin-dependent protein catabolic process; protein K63-linked ubiquitination
Cellular component (GO): nuclear speck
Molecular function (GO): protein binding; metal ion binding; ubiquitin protein ligase activity
Source: RefSeq, a predicted model, not a curated record